AAAGAAACAAGAAAAGAAAGGAUGGGCGUUCAUCUUCUUCAGUGUGUGUAUCGCCAUGUGGAGGACGGCAACGGGAGUUGUAUUUUAAAGUUGCCUACCCUAUCGCGGUGUAUCAUCCCGUUUACAGCCACAAAAAGUUGUUUUAAUUAACUUUUUUUUGUUUUUUUGCAAGCGUUUUCCUCGCCACCUCGACCGUUUUUUCUCCACUAGUCGUUUUCUCCAGUUUUACCACGAAGCCGAAUCACUUUUUUAGCAACACGCAGUUUGUUUUACAGUUUUAAAACUCGACUUUUUAUGAUUUUUUUCCCCCCCAGUAAGUUAAAGGAGGAAUAGUGAUUGUUUUACUCGCCUGUCCCGUCGCCAUGGAGAAGCUGGACUGUCACUCAACGCCGCGCGACUACGCAAAUCCCUUCGUGCACGAGGUGAAGCUGACCACGGCGCAAAGGAUAAGGGGCAUAAUCUUGGGCAGCAUCCUCUUCCCUCUUCGCGUCACCAUGGCGGCGAUCUUCUUCCUCAUCAUGUGGCCCCUGGCGCGGCUUCGAUUGGCCGGCCUGUCCGAGGAGGAGCGCUCCCGGCCCGUGACAGGCUGGCGCCGCUGGCUCUUCCACCCGAUCAUUUUAGUGCUGAGCCGGGCGGUCUUCUUUUCCCUGGGCUUCCUGUGGGUGAAGAUCAAAGGUCGCCGGGCAGACCUGAAGGAGGCGCCGGUGCUGGCAGUGGCGCCCCACAGCGGCUUUCUGGACAUGCUGGUGCUGUGUCCGACCCAGCUGGCAACCGUGGUGUCACGCUCUGAGAACAGCAGCCUGCCUGUCAUAGGAGCUUUACUGGAGUUCAACCAGUCGGUGCUGGUCAGUAGGAAAGAUCCGGAGUCGAGGAAGAAGGCGGUGGCCCAGAUCACAGAGAGGGUCACGUCCAAUGGCUACUGGCCUCAGAUGCUGAUGUUUCCCGAGGGAACCACUACUAAUGGCUCUGCUCUCAUCAAGUUCAAGCCUGGUGCUUUCCUCGCCGGAGUCCCAAUCCAACCUGUUCUGCUGCACUACCCCAAUAAACUGGAUACCGUGCGGUGGACUUACAAGGGGACAACCUGGGUUGAGGCACUGUGGCACACCACGUCACAACUCUACACCAACAUGACAGUAGAGUUCCUCCCGGUUUACAACCCGACUGAGGAGGAGAAACAGGAUCCCAACCUGUACGCCGACAAUGUUCAGAAACUCAUGGCCAAGGCCCUGGGAGUCCCAGCCACCGACUACGUGAUGGAGGGCGGGGUUCCCGUCAGCAAACUGGGGAGCCUCUCUCUGCCGAUGGAGUCGCCCGCCAGGGAAACGCUCUCGCUGUUGCGCAAAGACGGCCUGGGAGCGUCGGAGGUGGAGGCUGCGCUGGGCCGAGUGAUUGACAGGUGUCAGUCAGGAGGCGAGGACUUCAAAGCCACCGCCGACGAGCUGGCUGCCCUUAUCGGGCUGACGGAGACGGGGACAGCUGUCACCAUCUGUGGCCUCUACUCCAAGGAUAAAACCGUGGACCUCAGACAGAUCUACCUGAGCGUUGCCGCCCUCUCUGGCUUCGUCAGCUUCAAGUCGCUCCUUCACACGGCUUUCACUCUGUUCGACAGGGAGGGCAGAGGCAGCCUGGGUGCGGUGGAGCUGUCAGACCUCAUGGGGGCGCUGCUGGGUGUCCCUCAGCACCACACGGCUGAACUUUACGCCGAGGCCUCCAGUGAAGGCCAGCUUACUGAACGCUCCUGGUUCGAGCUGGACCUGGACUGGAGAGCUGCCGGGUGGGCGGAGUCAUCGGAGAUGGCAGCUGUCCAGUUUGUGGUGGGAUAUGUGACGUGGAGGGAGCCUCCUGAUGCUCUUCCAGCUGCAGUUGCUCUGGCUUUGUGUUUAUUGUUAUACUGGUGCAUGAUGGGUGUGUGUAGGAUUGGCUGGGGCUAAACUUGCGUCGUUUUUUAGGAGUUGACGCUGCGGUUGGCAGCAUGUCUGUGGGUAGCUGGCACGGGACAGGAUGCUGGAGCUGGAUGCUGAGGUGAGAGAAGUCAUCCUGCAGGGCCUCCUCACUGUCCUGUUGACUGGUCUGCAGAGCUCCUGGGGCAAAACAUGGCUCCAGAGGCAGGGAGGCAGAUCCCAUCACUUCUGUGGCCAACCCUGGUCCUUGGUUCUUCGUUGGUUCAAGUAAAGAUGUCUGCUCAGGUGGGACUGGAUCUCCACCUGGAAUCGGAAAUUGUGAUGAAGGCAAGCUAGGGCUCCUGCGUUCGUCCUGCAUCCCGCUUAACGUGCUGUUCUCAGACCUGGGAUUUGAAUUGUCCAUCCUCUCUGGUGUUUCUGCAGAUGUGGAGGGCAGCUGUGAUCAAUCCCUGGUCUGAUGUGGCUCUGAUGAGUGCAGCUGUUCAACACAUCUGUUUCACGGUGACCGAGUCUGGUCGGGAUCUAGUGGAGAUGAUGUUAUGUCUGAGAUCUGAGGCGUAUAAGCCAGCAGGUUAUAUAAUAUAUUAAUAAGAGAUAUGACAAAGUGACUACAGCGAGCUCAGGCAUCCAUUGAAACACAUGAAAACCUGUCCUCAUAACAUGAAAGAUUUUUUUUUUUUUUUUAUAAGUAAACAUCUUCAGGUGCUUCCUAACCUCAGCAGACACCAUAAUGUGCCGACUUUUUCCUUUUAGCAACCAGUGAGGUAGAGUUGAUUAUCACUGUGGAAGAAAUAUCUAAGGAAACUCUUAAAUUGUCAUUAUUGACUUAUUGUUAGGCCCUAUUAUUGACCAACGUAGGCUAGAUCUAUAGUGAUAGAACUGAAACUGGUGAGCAAAAUUCAACUAACCUUGCAAUAACUAAUCUAAAUAAAUACCCAUAACGAAA
Myripristis murdjan (pinecone soldierfish) is the source of this 2847-nucleotide messenger RNA. It is a transcript of the gene lpcat4, whose product is annotated as lysophosphatidylcholine acyltransferase 4. The coding region runs from base 363 to 1931 and encodes 522 amino acids. The transcript is spliced from 13 exons. Gene Ontology annotation, molecular function: 1-acylglycerophosphocholine O-acyltransferase activity; lysophosphatidic acid acyltransferase activity. Gene Ontology annotation, cellular component: endoplasmic reticulum. Gene Ontology annotation, biological process: phosphatidylcholine acyl-chain remodeling. The record is from RefSeq and is a predicted model, not a curated record. NCBI's taxonomy places the organism in Eukaryota, Metazoa, Chordata, Actinopteri, Holocentriformes, Holocentridae.